AUGGCGCAGGUGUUCCGUUCAGUUCAGAAAGCAUUCCGGGCUUUGGAACAAGCAGAAGGUGUAGGUGCAUUAGUGAGGAGGUCUAUUGGGGUGAGACGACAACGAAACUUUUCGCCCUUUUUGUUACUAGACCAUUUCACAGUUUCACACCCUUCUGGGUUUCCGGAUCACCCUCAUCAUGGACAGGAAACGAUCACGUAUAUACAGCAGGGAAUGAUUGCUCAUGAGGAUUUCACGGGCUCCAAAGGGAUUCUCAGACCUGGUGACUUACAAUUUAUGACGGCUGGGAAGGGGAUAGUGCACUCUGAAAUCCCAGUGUUGACGAAGGAUGCCAAAGCUGCAGUUGGGUUACAGCUUUGGGUGGAUCUGCCCAAAAACAUGAAAGACUGCCCUCCACGGUACAGAAACUUGAGGGCUUCAGAAAUCCCCAUUGCUCAACCAAACGAACACCUCAAAGUUAAGGUGAUCAGUGGGAAGUCCUAUGGUGUCGAAUCAGUGAAAGAGUUGGCCUAUACACCUGUCGAUUUUUACCACUACAUCUCUGAUAAGGAGGGGAUUAAUUUUGUUCAGGAAAUUCCUGAAAAUUACAACGCAUUCCUUUAUGUUAUGGAGGGCUCUGUUGUGGUCGAUGGGCAGGAAUACCCUCAAUAUUCCACCAUAUUUUACAACGCGAAUGGGAAUGCUAUCAAAGGUGUCACGGGUGAGAAGAAUACUGAAUUUGCAAUUAUUGCCGGCUUAAUAUUAGAUCAAGACAUUGUACAACAUGGUCCUUUUGUGGAAACUUCCCCCGAGAAAAUGAAAGAGGUUUUCAGGAACUAUCAAUGGGGUAUUAAUGGAUUUGAGAAGGCAAUUAACUGGGAAUCUUCUAUCAUAAAUGGGAUAACUGAAAAAGAUAUUACGAAUUUUGAGAGCCAACCCAAAGAAAAAUGA
Molecule: messenger RNA, 930 nt
Organism: Huiozyma naganishii CBS 8797
Lineage: Eukaryota; Fungi; Ascomycota; Saccharomycetes; Saccharomycetales; Saccharomycetaceae
Product: pirin family protein
Exons: 1
Coding region: 1-930 (309 amino acids)
Source: RefSeq, a predicted model, not a curated record